AAGAAUAACCUUGAACUAACUAAAAAUAUAAUUAGUGGAGGUCAAGAUAUAUUGAGGCACUUUUGGUGAUGCAUACCAGAGAAGCUGUUAUAAUGAUGCAUCUGUUGCUUUCUCUUGCAUCUGUUUGAGGAAAAUUGGAUAAAUACGUAAAGGUCGAAUUUAAUUAGAGACUAUGUAUAUUUGCUUAAUCAUAUAAUUCAUAUAAUCUUCAUUCAAUUUAUAUGCACUAACUUAGUCAUCUUUGAAGUUUUCUGAAAGAAUUGGUUAAAAUACAGCUAGUGUUGUUUUCACAAAUACCUAAGAAGAUUUCGACUGUUUAAUUCCCGAAAACUUCGAUCAUAAGAUGAAGUCUGUAGCUGUGAUCGGAGCCGGGGUGAGCGGAUUGACGUCCAUAAAAUCGUGUUUAGAAGAAGGAUUAGAUGUAACCUGUUACGAAAAAUCAGAAAAUUAUGGUGGAUUAUGGCGCUAUAGAGACGAAGGAGUAUCGGUGGCAAAAAACACUGUUAUGAACACUAGCAAAGAUAUUGGUGCAUUCAGCGAUUUCCCUCCUCCUAAAGAGUUUCCUCAAUAUAUGCCUCAUCAGACUAUGAUAAAAUAUUUGGAAAUGUACGCAGAAAAAUUUCAACUAAAUUCGAAAAUUCGUCAUAAUCACGAGGUCUUAGAAAUCAAAAAAGAAGAGGAUUACGAAGAAACAGGAAGAUGGAAAUUGCGAGUAAUGAAUAAAAAUACAAAAGAGAUAUUUGAGAAAUCAUUUGAUGGCGUUAUGAUCUGUACGGGUCAUCACGAUUUUCCUCAUAUUCCACCGUUUCCUGGGUUGGAGAAUUUUAAAGGACGUGUUGUCCAUACAAGAAAUUACAAAUCUGCAGAAGGAUGUGAAGAUAAACCAGUUCUUAUUAUAGGUAUAGGCAACAGCGGAGCAGAUGCUGCGGUUGAUAUGAGUGAGACGGCGAAAAUCGUUUACUUAAGUGCUCGAGGUUGCUUUUGGGUUAUUCCAAGAUUAACCAAAGAUAAUAAACCAGGAGAUGCUGCAUAUAGACGACGUCCAAUAUUUCUUUUACAGUUCGCACUUCCAUAUUUUUUAUUAAAUUUUAUUACUAAAUACUUUAUAAUAAAAGAUAUCGAUGAUAUUACUUAUAACAAAAAGUCGGACGAUUUAGUACUUAAAUAUAUUCCCGUUGUCAAUGAUAAAUUAACCGAGAACAUUAGAAAAGGUAAUGUUGUCCUGAAAAAUAAAAUAGAUCAUUUCACUUCUGAUGGAGUCGUAUUUGAAGGCGAGACAAACGUGACAAAAAUUGAUUUAGUUGUUUUAGCUACCGGCUAUGACGUCAAAUUACCCAUGAUCGAUUCAAAGAUUAUAAGUACAGAAAAUGAAACCUUGGAACUUUAUAAAUAUAUAUUUCCUCCUAAUUUACCACAUUUUACUUUGGGAUUGAUUGGUUUCUUACAACCUUUCGGAGCAGUUUUCCCCAUUUUUGAACUUCAAGCACGUUGGUUUGUCAUGAUGUUAAUGAACAAAGUUUACAGGCCAAGCGUGGAAGAAAUGAUUAAAGAUAUAAAAAAAAGAAGAAAUUUGAUCCAACACGGCAGAUGGAAGUCAAUUAGAGCUGAAUGGAUUCAUUAUUUGGACGACAUAUCAGCUUCGGCAGGUGUUAGACCAGACUUUUUUAAGUUAUUAUUUACGGAUCCAAUUCUGUUUUGGAAGUGCUACUUAGGACCUUGUUUACCAUAUCAAUUCCGAUUGAAGGGGUACCAUACUUGGAAACCAGCAAGAAGUCUUAUUAUUAACUAUAAUGAUAAUCCAACGUUAACAACCGAUGAAAAUUCUCAUACAAAAUUGAAUAUAAUGAAAAUUCUGACUUGUUUCCUAGUAAUGUCUGUAUUUUCAUUAUUAAUUACCGUAAUUUUUUAAAAUUACCAUUUUAUAAUUUUUAUAUAAUUUUUAUAAAGAAAAAUAUUUGAAAUCAGUUUAUUGUCAAUUAUUUUAAAUAUUUUUUGUAAUAACCAAUUAUUAUUGUUAAUUCAACUACAUAAUUAUUAUAAUUAUUGUUAUUUAAAUGUAUCCAAUGCAAUAUAUUUCGUAUGAUUGUAAAAUUAAUGUAUAUGCAGAAUUGACCUAAUGACAUUACAUGCCACUUAAAUUAUUGUAAAUAAGUUACAUUAUAACAUUUCAAAUA
Messenger RNA from Centruroides sculpturatus (bark scorpion), 2174 nucleotides. Its product is annotated as dimethylaniline monooxygenase [N-oxide-forming] 2-like. Gene Ontology annotation, molecular function: NADP binding; flavin adenine dinucleotide binding; N,N-dimethylaniline monooxygenase activity. NCBI's taxonomy places the organism in Eukaryota, Metazoa, Arthropoda, Arachnida, Scorpiones, Buthidae. The record is from RefSeq and is a predicted model, not a curated record. The coding region runs from base 344 to 1909 and encodes 521 amino acids. The transcript has 5 exons.